Messenger RNA from Zasmidium cellare ATCC 36951, 735 nucleotides. RefSeq lists its product as uncharacterized. Gene Ontology annotation, molecular function: oxidoreductase activity. Bases 1 to 735 code for a protein of 244 amino acids. The record is from RefSeq and is a predicted model, not a curated record. NCBI's taxonomy places the organism in Eukaryota, Fungi, Ascomycota, Dothideomycetes, Mycosphaerellales, Mycosphaerellaceae. The transcript has 2 exons. Gene Ontology annotation, cellular component: membrane.
AUGGCAACCAAGGUCAUUCUCACGACAGGCGCCAACCGUGGCAUCGGCUUCUCCAUCGUACAAGCACUCGCACAGCGCUCAUCCGACCUCACGCUCCUAGUUGCAUCUCGAUCCAAGGACAACGCCAAUGAAGCUGUAUCUCAGCUGCAAGGAUUGGGUCUGAAGGCGGAUGUCCAACCUAUCGAGUUGGACGUUACGGACGAUGUUAGCAUCAAGGGUGCCGUUGAGGAAGUCAAGGCAAACUAUGGGAAGCUCGAUGUCUUGAUCAACAACGCUGGCAUCGCGGGCAAGAUUGCUGAAGACAACUCUGAUUUCCGGGAAAUGUACCAGAAGAUCCUGAACACGAACGUGACCUCGGUCGGCCUGGUCUCGACACUCUUCCUGCCAUUACUUCGAGAGGCCAAGGAUCCACGAAUCGUCAACGUGUCCUCCGCUCGAGGCUCCUUGACACUGGUCACUACGGGAAAGAACCCACCAACGGCAUUCAUCCCAUACUCCGUUUCCAAGGCGGCCUUGAAUCUGCUCACAGUCGAGCUGAGCCACACUCAUCCGGAUAUCGAGUUUCAAGCAGUGAAUCCCGGCUGGUGCAAGACGGGCUUCAAUGGGUUCAGAGGGCCGAAAGAUCCUUUGGAAGGGGCUCAAUCUGCUGCAGAGCUUGCAUUGGCUCCUAAGGGGCAGUAUAAGCCUGGCUUCUGGGCUUGGGAGAACAAUGCGAUGGAGGAGGUGCCUUGGUAG